AUGCGGCACACCUGGACCUCCAUCGAGGGCCACAGCUGCGGGAGGUUCAAGGACGAGAUGGACGUGCGCAUGGGCGAGGCCGCGCGCAACCACAAGCGCUAUAUGUUCUACUUUGAGCGCUUCAAGAACCACGCGGACAGCAUCAAGAAGGAGAGGGCCAACAGGGCCAAGCUCAUGGCGCGCAUCACGCGCAGCGAGCACGACGGCGUCGAGGCGCGCGACUUCAGCUGGCUGGUGGGGGCGCUGGACCAGCUGCGUACGGCGCGCCGCGUGCUCUGCAACAGCUACGCCUUUGCCUACUUCUUCUUCGGCGGCUCCAUGUUCGCGGAAGACUUCACCCCCCAGCAGAACAAGAUCAACCAGGACCUGUUUGAGGACAACCAGGAGAUGCUGGCGGCAGAGGUGGAGCGCCUGUCUGGCCUGGCCGACAAGGCGGCCGAGACGCUGUCCCUCGACUCAGAGCUGCGCCUCAACACCAUCAACUCCAGCAGCAACGUGCACACCCGCAUCUCAAACUUCUUCUCUCUCAUAGAGUCAGAUCUGCUGGCCAAGGUCUCAUCGCUGGGGGCACAGAUUGCAGUGCCCGUGGCGUGA
This is a messenger RNA of Monoraphidium neglectum, 594 nucleotides long. Its product is annotated as putative E3 ubiquitin-protein ligase ARI1. NCBI's taxonomy places the organism in Eukaryota, Viridiplantae, Chlorophyta, Chlorophyceae, Sphaeropleales, Selenastraceae. The transcript has 5 exons. The coding region runs from base 1 to 594 and encodes 197 amino acids. The record is from RefSeq and is a predicted model, not a curated record.